CUUUAUGAGUCUUUUAAAACUCAUGCAACGAUGAAAGUAGCAGAGCGGAGAGAAGGAAUAGAACACUUCUUAAAUAUGAAGAAAAUACUUAUAUUUUCUUGGUUGCUAACACUAGGAAUACUGUUAGUAUGUCCGGUGAACGCAAUUCCGGCGUCAUCGGAAUACGAAAGUAGUAAGGGAAGAGGCGAGGAUGAUGAUAUUGGUUAUGGAUACAGGGUGAAGUGGGCAGAGUUUGAUGAGAAUGGCAAGUCACUGAAUGCCAGGCUAAAGGUUGUGAAGAGUACCCCUGUUUAUGGACCUGAUAUUAAGUUCCUCAGCCUUACUGCUAGCUUCGAAUCAGACGAAAUACUAAGAGUCCGAAUCACCGAUGCUAACGACCAACGUUGGGAACUCCCUGAACAAGUGAUCUCUCAAUCACUACCCAAAAAAUCUAUGACCUCUCCAUCAUCUCCCUUAUCUUACUCCCCAUAUCCCCGCAACUUACGCCUUUCUUCCUCUUCCUCCGACCUCACAUUCAACCUCCAACGUUCCAACCCCUUCGGUUUUUCCAUAUCUCGUAUUUCCACAGGUGAAGUUAUCUUUGACGCAACUCCUAACCCACCUAAUCCCAACACUUUCAUCAUCUUCAAAGAUCAAUACAUCCAACUCUCAUCUUCUCUCCCGGCCCAACAUGCCCACCUUUAUGGGCUUGGUGAGCAUAUUAAGCCCACUUUUAAGUUGGCCCAUAACCAGACUUUUACUAUGUGGAAUGCUGAUAUUCCUAGUAGUACUCCUGAUGUUAACCUUUAUGGGUCCCACCCUUUUUACAUGGAUGUUAGGUCUGCUCCUGUGGUGGGGUCCACUCAUGGUGUGCUGUUGUUGAAUAGUAAUGGGAUGGAUGUUGAGUAUAGUGGAGAUAGGAUUACUUAUAAGGUUAUUGGGGGUAUUAUUGACCUUUACUUUUUUGUUGGGCCUACUCCGGCCCAAGUUGUGGAGCAGUUUACUCGCCUUGUUGGACGUCCUGCACCUAUGCCUUAUUGGGCUUUUGGUUUUCAUAAUUGUCGGUAUGGUUAUCAUGAUGUGUAUGAACUCGAGUCUGUGGUUGAUGGAUAUGCGAAAGCCAACAUUCCUUUGGAAGUAAUGUGGACAGAUAUCGAUUACAUGGAUGCCUUCAAGGAUUUCACAUUUGAUCCUGUAAAUUUUCCUUUACACAAGAUGCAACAAUUAGUUAGUAAGCUUCACAAGAAUGGCCAAAAAUAUGUGCCUAUUGUUGAUCCUGGUAUUAGUACAAAUGAUACAUAUGGAACUUUCAUCAGGGGAAUGGAACUUGAUAUCUUCAUCAAGCGUGAUGGUAAACCAUACCUUGGGUCUGUUUGGCCAGGGGAUGUGUACUUCCCUGAUUUUUUGCACCCUUCUACUUCAGCUUACUGGACAGAUGAGAUGAAGAGAUUUUUAGAUCAACUUCCUGUUGAUGGAAUUUGGAUUGACAUGAAUGAAGCCUCAAAUUUUAUUACUUCUGAACCCACCCCAGGAUCUACCCUUGAUGAUCCACCAUAUAAGAUCAAUGAAUACGGAGUUCAACGACCGAUUAUCAACAAAACUAUACCACCAACAGCUGUGCACUACGGUAACAUUAUGGAGUACGAUGUACAUAACCUAUUUGGACACCUUGAAGCUAAAGCCACCCAUGAUGCACUUGUUGAAGUCACUAAGCAAAGGCCAUUUGUGCUGUCUAGAUCAACUUUUGUUGGGUCUGGAAAGUAUACUGCACACUGGACAGGAGAUAAUGCAGCAACUUGGGAUGACCUUGUUUACUCAAUUCCAUCUAUCUUGAACUUUGGGAUCUUCGGAAUUCCAAUGGUGGGAGCAGAUAUUUGUGGUUUUCUUGGGAACACGACUGAAGAGCUUUGUCGUAGAUGGACACAGGUAGGGGCAUUUUAUCCUUUCGCGAGGGAUCAUUCAAACAUCGGUACCUUGUAUCAAGAACUUUAUAGAUGGGACUCUGUUGCUGCAACUGCAAGAAAAGUGCUGGGUCUUCGCUACCGUCUUCUUCCCUACUACUAUACAUUGAUGUACAAGGCGCAUGUUACGGGAAUCCCUAUAGCAAGACCUCUAUUUUUUACUUUUCCUGCAGAUGUUAGGACUUACAGUAUUAACUCACAGUUUCUCAUUGGUGAAGGAGUCAUGGUGUCACCUGUUCUGAAAUCCAAUGCAGUGUCUGUUAUCGCAUAUAUCCCAAAAGGAAACUGGUUUGAUCUAUUUGAUUACUCUCGUUCAGUAUACGCUGCUAGAGGAAGACAUGUUAAACUCAGUGCACCUCCUGAUCACAUCAAUGUUCAUGUUCAUGAAGGUAAUAUUCUUGCCAUGCAAGGGGAAGCCAUGACAACUGAAGCAGCACGCAGGACACCGUUUCAUCUCUUGGUAGUGAUGAGCAGUGCUGGAGCUAGCACUGGUGAACUCUUCCUUGAUAAUGGUGUUGAUGUAAUGAUAGGUUCACAGGGAGGAAAUUGGAGUUUUGUGAAAUUUUCUGCUGAAUUAUCAGAAGAGAGUUUAAGCAUUAAGUCAAAGGUCGUUAAUGGAGAAUUUGCAAGGGGGCAGAAGUGGAUCAUCAAUAAGUUUACUAUCUUAGGUUUGAAAAGUGGAAUCAAUGUUAAGGAGGGUAUCUUAAGGAGUGGUGUUGGAACUGUUAAGGACAAUGGAACUAGACUAACAACUACUCUGGACAACAAUGGAAAGUUCCUAAUUCUUGAAUUUUCAGGUUGGGAAGUUCUAAUUGGACGUGAGUUUAAGUUAGAACUGAACUUAGAACUUGGGAAGAUUUCUACAUAUCCUAAAAAUUACUUAUAACUCCUGGAAGUAUAUGCUUUACUUCCAUUUAGUGCUAAGUUGUGACUGGUGUUUUUUGGACUGUAUUCACUUGAAUAAAAUCGAAUAAUUCUACUUUGCA
Molecule: messenger RNA, 2926 nt
Organism: Beta vulgaris subsp. vulgaris (sugar beet)
Lineage: Eukaryota; Viridiplantae; Streptophyta; Magnoliopsida; Caryophyllales; Amaranthaceae
Product: alpha-glucosidase
Exons: 6
Coding region: 31-2826 (931 amino acids)
Biological process (GO): carbohydrate metabolic process
Molecular function (GO): hydrolase activity, hydrolyzing O-glycosyl compounds; carbohydrate binding
Source: RefSeq, a predicted model, not a curated record